AUGUCAGUUCGCACUCGCCGCGUGUUGGUCAUUCUGGAUCUUCAAACCAACGACCCUUCCAUCACUCAAGUAAGUAGUUCCAAGCCAAAUUGUGAGUACCCGCCACUUCGUGUCGGGUCUCCGAUUGUCAGAGAGAAUUAUCGAACGGUCAUUCAAUACACACCGGAACAAAUGGUUUCUUUUCGAAGAACCCCCCACAGCAUUUCUUCUAUAGUUUCUGUAUUCGACAAAAUCACGAUGAAGAGGUCUGCGUCGUGUCAUACUCCAAAACCACAAACAGCCGUUUCAGAGAACAUUAACUCGACUUCAUUCAUUCGAAGUUCGUUGAACAAAUUGUGUGAAGCAAAUAUGGCACAGAUCCUUAAAGAAGUUCACACACAAGUUCGCACGCUUGACGACGCAAAACUUGUUUUAACCAUUUUAUUCAAGAAAGCGGUGAACGAGAGGAAGUACACCAGUCUGUACGUCCGGUUCUAUAAAGAGCUGCAACUCUUAACAAUGACGACACGAGAGAGUGUCGCGAAUGAAAUGCCAAAAAUCCUUCUUGACUUUGCGCACGAAAUCUUCAUGAAAGUCCCUGGCGAAGUCGACGAAGAGGGGAAAACACAAGAAGAAAUCGAUGUGAUGAAAUUCGAGUUUCUUGGAAAUGUCAAACUGAUAUGCGAAUUGUACAAGAUGAAAGUUGUAGUGGAGGCCUUGCCAAUAUUUUGUAUGCAACAGUUAGUGAACGGGGGGCUUGUGGCUUUAGAGGCUUUAGCCGAUUUAAUGAAAAACGUUGGAAGGAUACGGUCCGACGAGUUGGUUGCAAUUAAAAACGCGAUAAUUCGCCGAGUUAAGGAAGGCAAACUGUCGAAGCGGUACGUCAUCAUAUUGGAGAAUGGGAUUAACGCACUUGGGUUUCGAGAUAAAUUGAUUUAA
Molecule: messenger RNA, 918 nt
Organism: Entamoeba invadens IP1
Lineage: Eukaryota; Evosea; Mastigamoebida; Endamoebidae
Exons: 1
Coding region: 1-918 (305 amino acids)
Cellular component (GO): eukaryotic translation initiation factor 4F complex
Molecular function (GO): translation initiation factor activity; protein binding; mRNA binding
Source: RefSeq, a predicted model, not a curated record